This is a messenger RNA of Fraxinus pennsylvanica, 900 nucleotides long. NCBI's taxonomy places the organism in Eukaryota, Viridiplantae, Streptophyta, Magnoliopsida, Lamiales, Oleaceae. The record is from the annotation of a GenBank genome assembly.
AUGGACAGUAGCAAUCAGUUCUGGCAAUUUAGCGAUAAUCUGCGUUUACAGACGAACAAUUUGGCAAAUCUGUCGCUGAAUGAUUCGAUAUGGAGCACCAACUACACCUCUAAGCGGCCGGUGGAGGAGCGGCAGAACUUUGAUAUAAGAGUCGGCGGGGAGUUGAAUUCAGUCAAUUUGAUCAAUCCAGGGUCUGUCGGUCUGAACGGUGGGUUCAAUAAAGGAAUUUAUUCGAGCCCAUCACUGAAUUUCAAUAAAUUCAACAAGGGCAAGAAUGUUCAUAAUACUAAUGUGGUGGUGAAUGGGAAAGCGAAUAAGGGAGGCAAAAAUGAUGAGGAAAAUGGGCACAGCUCUCAUGGCGGAGGAAAAAUUGGGAAGAAAAAUAAGAACAAUAAGGAUAAUACUAAUAAUAAUAACAAUGGUGAGAACAAAAGUGCUUCAGACAAGAGAUUCAAGACUUUGCCUCCCUCCGAAUCGUUGCCGAGAAAUGAAACUGUUGGUGGCUAUAUUUUUGUCUGCAAUAAUGAUACAAUGCAAGAGAAUCUCAAUCGCCAGCUCUUUGGUUUGCCUCCUCGCUACAGAGAUUCAGUCCGAGCAAUAACUCCAGGAUUGCCUCUCUUCCUCUACAACUACUCAACCCACCAACUCCAUGGAAUUUUUGAGGCUGCAAGCUUUGGUGGCACAAAUAUUGAUCCAACAGCUUGGGAGGACAAGAAAAACCCUGGGGAAUCGCGCUUCCCGGCUCAGGUUCGCGUGGUAACAAGGAAGGUUUAUGAGCCUUUGGAAGAGGACUCUUUCAGACCAAUUCUACACCACUAUGAUGGUCCUAAGUUUCGGCUUGAACUGAAUGUACCCGAGGCGAUCUCCCUUUUGGACAUUUUUGCAGAAAAUGAUCCUUGA